This is a messenger RNA of Trichomonas vaginalis G3, 888 nucleotides long. RefSeq names its product 3-phosphoinositide-dependent protein kinase protein. The record is from RefSeq and is a predicted model, not a curated record. Gene Ontology annotation, biological process: protein phosphorylation. Bases 1 to 888 code for a protein of 295 amino acids. Gene Ontology annotation, molecular function: ATP binding; protein kinase activity. The transcript has a single exon. NCBI's taxonomy places the organism in Eukaryota, Parabasalia, Trichomonadida, Trichomonadidae.
AUGCAAAUGUGCUUUGAUGCAGAGGGAGUUUUAAAAGCCCAUGGAUACGAACUUAUGGCUAAGAUUGGUCAAGGUGCUUAUGGUAGGUGCUAUCGCAUUUUCAGUCCAAAAUAUAAUCAAACAUUUGUAUGCAAGACAAUAGCUCAGAAAUCAUCAUUUGUCCACGAGUUAAAUGCUCUAAUGCAGCUUGACCAUCCUAAUAUUAUCAAGCUUUAUGACUAUUUUUUGCGAGAUAAUAUUUUCUAUAUCAUCUUAGAGGAUUGUGUCAAUGGAAAUAUUAGUGAAUACAUGAAGAAGCAUAAAGUUACCGAAAACCAGACUGUUAAAUGGUGCUACGAAGUAAUUGAUGCACUGAAUUUUAUCCAUAAGCAAGGAAUUGUUCACCUUGAUAUUAAGCCAUCUAAUCUCCUCAUCGAUAAGUACGAAAGAAUUAAGCUUGCAGAUUUUGGUGUUGCUCAACCUUCCGAGAUUAAAUGCGAAAACUAUGUUGGAACGAAAUAUUUCAUGGCUCCAGAACUAUUUUCAUUUGAACCAUAUGACACUUAUGCAGCCGAUGUUUGGUCACUUGGUGUAACCUUAUAUUAUGUCAUUUAUCAACAAUUGCCAUUCAAAAACGAAGCUCAAUGGGAAAUUUUCUUAGAAAGAGGAUUUAAAGAUUUUCCAUCAGAAGUUUGCGGUGAACUUCAACAGUGUAUGAUCAGAUGCAUUCAAAAAGAUCCUAAAAAGAAAGAAGAAAUCGAUCAGAAGCCAAAGAAACCAAACAUUCUCUUGAGCAUGAUGAGAUCUAAGCAGCCUUUCUGCACAUCAAUGCUUAACCUCAAUGUAAGUAUGCGCCCAACUAACUUAUAUUGUUCUAACUCAGAAGCAAGAUUUAAGGGUCCACUGUAA